AUGUUCGCGAGCCGGGCUUCCGGUUGCCUCAGCUUCAUCUGUUGCGCACUUCCUGCCCGCGCUCUACAGAGUACUUUGAAUUGGGAUAUCGCGCGGAAGUUCUGGUUUACAUUCCUUUUCUUGACGGUCAUUUGUGCGAAAUUACUCCAUAUAUACGCUCAUUGGGACUCAGUACCACUGAACAAGUUGAUUCUGUGGGGCUCUACAUUCUUUCUACAAGACUUUUUCUUCCUGCUUGCUGGAUAUGCGUUGACGCAAAAUUUCAAAUGGAGAAUUACGCGCAUUCUAGCGGGAUUGGUGGUAGUAUGCACUAGUCUCAUACUUUCCGUAAUGGCGGCUGCGAACACAUCCUUCUUUGUCCUUACGGGCGCGGAAAUUCAUUGGCGCCAAGCAGGUUCCUUUAACGCCGAUCCCGCCGCUGUCAACACCCUGCUCACUGGUUUGACGGGGCUCGGUAUUGUCGAAGCAUUGCUUUUGGUUGCGUCCAUCUUCAUUUCUCCAUAUCCGUAUAACGGGAUGGAAGCUUUAGUCGGUGUCUGGGGUCGUAUCGCCGUGGCAGUGUGGAGACCUACAUCGGAGGCAGCCAAGCCGAAGGUGGAGGCUUUGUUGAUUCGGUACCAGCCGGUGAUAGAGCGUGUUCUGAGUCGAACCGCUCGCGGCAGAGAGAUCUUCGCAAACAUGAAGAUCUAUGAGCCGGUUGCACUGAGCGAUUAUGACGAAGAGGAUAAAUUUGUCUCCAACUCGGCUCCGCUACUCGACGAACCAGCACAGGAUGCCCAGUCCAUUAAUAUGGAACAAUGGGGCCAUGCGCGGGCGUUCAAGACAGCAAUCAAGACGGCGCUUAUCAUUGUGGUCACCCUCUUCAUUCUCAUUUUGCGAUGCUUCCGUCCAGCAAAUGAAUCAUAUGGGUUCCUCUCUCAGACCAUUUUCCUAUCUCCAUUCAGUGGCGUCGACUCGCAAACCAAACUGGCGGGUAUCACCGAGGAGCGCGAAUUGCUUGGCAAGCUGACUGCUUUGACUACGCCCCCGAAGUUCGACUGGUUCCCAGAGGGUAACUGGCCUGGCUUUAGAGACUGGGAACUUUCUGCCGACGGAGAGUUCGAGCACAAGCAUUAUAAUUCGACUGAGGAUCCCAUUCACAUCUCCAACUUGGACCUGGAUGUGCUCGAGCCUCUUCGUGCGGUCCUCAAAAGCAAGGACUUCAAGAUCAAACAUGUGCUUGUCUUCAAGAUGGAAAGCACUCGAUUCGAUGUAUUCCCGCUGCGAAAGGGCACAUAUAUGCACGACCGCAUUUUGGACUCGUACGAGGAUAGGAGGAUCCCGCAAGAUGUCCAGAAGCGCCUGGAUAAUCUUACUGAAACUGCCGAGCGUCUCACAGGUACAGAGUCUGGUUUUCGCGAGAACGGAACGGUGAAACCGUACGGUGGUAUCUAUGCUACCAACUCAUACACUGCCGGAACCUUCACAUUGAAGAGUAUCGAAGGAACGACUUGCGGCCUUUCGCCAUUAGUCAUGGAUUUCAACCACGAAUACGAGCACCACAUUUACCAACCCUGCAUGCCGCAUAUCCUUGACGUCCUCAGUGCCAGCACAAACGACAGCACCAGUGCCGACUUCACCAACUGGCCAUGGCGACCACGAUUCAUGCAGUCGAUUACCGAUUCGUACGAUCACCAGGACCGUCUCACACCUGCUCUGGGAUUCAAGCCCGAGAACAUUUUGACUGUCGAGUCGAUUGAUAAGGAACACGUUAACGAUACGUCAUUCCACGGCGAAAAGUUCAAUUUCUGGGGAUACCCUGAUCAUGACCUGGCCAGUUAUUUCCGGGAUGCUAUCACCCACGCGGAGGAGAAUCAUGAGCGACUUUUCAUUGAGCACCUGACUGGGUUGACUCACCACCCGUGGGAUACACCCGGCAAGAACUAUUCGGAGCUUAUCAGCUCUUCUUGGGGCGGAAACAACGAGGAUGUUAACAAAUAUCUCAACACGAUCGGUAUCAACGAUAAAUGGUUCGGUACCGUGCUGGAUAUCCUCGAGGAGACCGGUGUUGCGAAUGAGACCCUCGUUAUCAUGACAGGCGACCAUGGUCUCUCCCUUCUUGAGGAUAACAGCAUCACUCCCUACGAUAACCCGCACGUCGCCAACUUCCACGUCCCACUUGUUAUCUCUCACCCCCACCUCCCCCCAAUCCAAAUUAACUCCUCAACGACUUCGAUUCAAAUCCUCCCCACAAUCCUUGAUCUCCUCCAACAAUCUGAAUCAGUCUCCCAAAAGAGCGACAAGGCCAUAAAAUCUCUCCUCCCCCUUUACGAAGGCCAAUCCCUAAUCCGCCCCAUCAUCGCCUCAAACGACCAAACCCGAAACUGGCAGUUCACAGUCAUGAACACCGGCGGCUCAAUGGUCGCCAUGCGCUCCGCCUCGGAACCAUACAGACUCAUCGUCCCGCUUGUGCCAGAGGUGGAGUGGCGAUUCACUGAAAUCGAGUCCGAUCCACAUGAGAAGAAACCGAUGAAGUCAUUUGAUUUGGAGUCUCUCAAAUCUGGUGUGGCGAUGCGGCAUGGAUCUGAUGCAGUUCAGUGGCUUAAUGAGGCCGCAAGGGCUGCGCAGUGGUGGGUUAGUGAUAAUUGGAGGCGGUAUGAAUAUUCGCCGUGA
This is a messenger RNA of Penicillium pulvis, 2652 nucleotides long. RefSeq lists its product as uncharacterized. The record is from RefSeq and is a predicted model, not a curated record. Gene Ontology annotation, molecular function: arylsulfatase activity. The transcript is spliced from 4 exons. NCBI's taxonomy places the organism in Eukaryota, Fungi, Ascomycota, Eurotiomycetes, Eurotiales, Aspergillaceae. The coding region runs from base 1 to 2652 and encodes 883 amino acids.